AUGAGGAUUGCUGUCCUCCUCUUCGCCAUUUUCUUCUUUAUGAGCCAAGUUCUACCAGCCAGGGGCAAAUUCAAGGAGAUCUGUGAACGUCCAAAUGGCUCCUGUCGGGACUUUUGCCUUGAAACAGAAAUCCAUGUUGGGAGAUGUUUAAAUAGCCAACCCUGCUGCCUGCCUCUGGGGCAUCAACCAAGAAUUGAGAGCACUACACCCAAAAAGGACUGAAGCCUGUUGUUUUCUGGAGGUUUUAUGUUCUCUUUUUUCUCUCUCCCUCUCUCUGUCUCCCUGUCUCCCUUUCCCUCUCUCCAUUUUUCUCACAGGGAUUUUUAUUGAAUCCUCAAAAAAGAAUAAACCAAAACCAACCAGCACAAAA
Molecule: messenger RNA, 370 nt
Organism: Homo sapiens (human)
Lineage: Eukaryota; Metazoa; Chordata; Mammalia; Primates; Hominidae
Gene: DEFB108B
Product: defensin beta 108B
Exons: 2
Coding region: 1-222 (73 amino acids)
Source: RefSeq, marked validated